Molecule: messenger RNA, 1328 nt
Organism: Drosophila subobscura
Lineage: Eukaryota; Metazoa; Arthropoda; Insecta; Diptera; Drosophilidae
Gene: Or88a
Product: odorant receptor 88a
Exons: 3
Coding region: 116-1318 (400 amino acids)
Biological process (GO): sensory perception of smell; detection of chemical stimulus involved in sensory perception of smell
Cellular component (GO): plasma membrane
Molecular function (GO): olfactory receptor activity; odorant binding
Source: RefSeq, a predicted model, not a curated record
ACUAAUCAUUAGGAUUCCUAACUGCAGGACCCAUUAACUGCAGCGAUGUGUAGGACUAUAUAUAAGCCGAUUGGCAGUAAGGUCCCAAAGUACAGUACAGGAGCAGUUGGCAACGAUGAAAAACACCGGGCCAAGGAAUCCAAUCAAGAUGGAGGACUUUCUAAGGCCUCAAAUGUUCCAAAAGUGGACCCGGUUGGUGCACUUCGACUGGAAGCGGGAUGGUGACAAUCGCCUGGUGAACUCCUCCUCGAUAGCCUUCUGGAUUUCAGCGAUUUUAAAUGUGAUUUUCUUUGGCCUCAACGGCUGGGAUAUCAUCCUUCAUAUGUCUACGGGCAGGCCCUCCAAUCAGAACCCGCCCGUGCUCAGCAUUACCAUUUACUUCUCGAUCCGGGGACUGAUGCUCUUCGUGAAGCGUCGCGAAAUAAUCGAUUUUGUGAAUGCAUUGGAUCGCGAGUGUCCGCUUGAAAUUCAGAAGCAGCGGGAAAUGCGCCUGGAGCGCACGUACAAAUCCUUCUGGCAGCGCUAUCGAUUCCUGCGGGUCUAUGCACACUCGGCAGGGCCAAUGUUCUGCUGCCUGCCGCUGGCCGUCUAUCUGCUGACCAACGAGGGCUUCGAAGCGCCCAUCACGCAGCACCAGCAGCUCCUCGGAGGCUGGAUGCCCUUCAACCUGAGGAGAAACCCCCGAUUCUACCCUCUGGUGUGGCUGUUCGAUGUGUCGUGCACCGCCUGCGGUGUCUCCUUUUUCAUGACUUUCGACAAUCUAUUCAACGUGAUGCAGGGGCAUCUGAUCAUGCACCUUGAUCACCUCUCAAGACAUCUGGAGGCCAUCAAUCCCGCGGACAGUGUGACCAAUGAAGUUGAAUUCUUCGCUGACUUGAGGACUCUGGUGCAGCGCCAACAGCUUCUCAAUCGGCUGUGCGGUCAAUACAAUGACAUCUUCAAGGUGGCCUUUCUGGUGAGCAACUUUCUAGGAGCUGGAUCGCUUUGCUUCUAUCUAUUCAUGCUCUCGGAAACAACGGAUCUGUUUAUGAUUAUCCAGUACAUAACUCCCACCAUGGUGCUGGUGGCCUUCACCUUUGAGAUCUGUCUGCGUGGCACUCAGCUAGAGGAGGCGUCUGCUCGCAUAGAGUCAUCGCUAAGUCACCAGGCCUGGUACAUGGGCAGCCGAAGGUAUCGCAAGUUCUUUCUCCUUUGGAUGCAAUACUCCCAGCGCACACAGAAGCUCGGCGCCUUUGGUUUGAUCGAAGUCAACAUGGUGCACUUUACCGAUAUCAUGCAGUUGGCCUACAGACUCUUUACCUUUCUAAAAUCACACUAGGAAAUGCAUU